Neodiprion fabricii is the source of this 2112-nucleotide messenger RNA. RefSeq names its product arrestin domain-containing protein 17-like. NCBI's taxonomy places the organism in Eukaryota, Metazoa, Arthropoda, Insecta, Hymenoptera, Diprionidae. The coding region runs from base 27 to 1199 and encodes 390 amino acids. The record is from RefSeq and is a predicted model, not a curated record. The transcript is spliced from 6 exons. Gene Ontology annotation, cellular component: cytoplasm. Gene Ontology annotation, biological process: protein transport.
GUAGGUGAUCAGCUGUAAUAAACGUAAUGGGGUUAAAGGAUCGUUUUGAAAUUGUUUUAAACAGUCCCGUAUAUUAUGCGGGACAAAGUAUGACGGGAAAGCUAAUUGUCGAACUGAAAAAACCAAAGAAGAUAAAAGGACUGUAUUUGAAAUACUUCGGCAAAGGAUAUGUGCACUGGAACGAAGGGUGGGGUACAACGAUGGUGUCGCACUCGAAUCUAGAAAUAUACUUGAUGCAAUAUCAACUAGUUUGCGGAAAUGAGACAGAUGAGUACAAGCUAACGGAAGGUAGACAUGUCUUUGAGUUCAACUGUCAACUGCCUCCAGAUCUCCCCUCUAGCUUCGAGGGACACUUUGGACGCAUCAGCUACUCUGUCAAAGCCAUAAUCGACCGCCCUUUGAAGAACGACUACGUCGCGAAACAGUCACUGACAAUUGUGUCAAUAUUUGACCUGAAUCGAUGUUCCCUCGCAGCGAUGCCAGUAGAAGAGCGGAGCAGCAAGACUUUUUGGGGACACUCGAAGCCUCUGAACAUGUCGGUUAACAUUCCCGUCCGUGGCUUCGUUCCUGGACAGGUAAUACCAAUGAAAGUAUUACUGAGCAACGAAUCCGAAGUCCUGGUGAAGAGUUUGGAGGCUACUUUGAAACAGAAGGUGGUCUUUCACGCGAUCAGGAAAUCAAGUCCCAUGAAGGUGUUCGUCUUCAAAAAUGAGUACCCAGUCGAAGAUGGUAUCGGCAACAAAGAGUUACACCUAAAUUUUCAGGUACCAGCGUUGCCACCCUCUUUUCUCCAGUUCUGCAGCAUAAUCGAUCUGAGGUACCAGCUAAACGUAAAAGCCAAGGUCAGCGGUUGUCACAGAAGUCUCAAACUUCCAAUCGAAGUUAUAAUAGGAAAUAUUCCACUGAUGGCCUACGAGAUGCCGAUCUCUGGUAACCAGACAUUGUGCGAUGUGCCUGGCCUCUCACCACCGUACAAUCAAUUAUCGAAUAGUCAACCGCCACCUUACACUGUCAUUUUUCCUCCAUCGGUAGAAUACGGUGAUUUGCCUCCGCCGUCCUACGAAGAAAGUACCAGAUACGGAAGUCUCAAUAGAGAAGGAUCGCAAGAAGCUUCGAACGGCAAUGCGGAGGCCAGGGAAUUUUCACCGUUGUAUCCUGUGUACAGAUUCGAAACCGCAAGAGUGCAAACUGUGGGAUAGUUAUUUCUAAGCAAUUAGUGUAAUGUACGAUAAUUCAAUGAAGACCCUCAAACAGAAGUUUGACAAGUCUAAUUUGGACUAAUAGACGGUUUUGGACACGUUCCACUUUUGAAACUCUUAGUCAUGAUCUCUAGACAGAGAGAAUAUCUACGUACUAUCGAAUGUCCAGGACAAUCUUUCAAUGAAGCCGUCUCUAAAAAAUUGAGAACUCUCGAUAUUCGUCACUGGAAUUUAUCUACGAACCAUCAAAUAGUCAGAUUAGCAGGAAUGUUAAUGAUUUUUGGUCAAAUAUCACGAAGAAUCGAGUUUUAUCGGGAAUAAUGUACACUAUAGAUCGUAACGUCGUUUUUUUAAUUUCUUUUGAUCCAACAUAACAUAAUUGUUUAGUUAUCUUUACUUCCUCAAUUUUAAAUUUAUUACACUCUCGCUGUUUAGAUUCAGACGUGAUGGAUUUUAAAUGAUGUUUAAGUUUUCCGUCGGGCUGUUAAUAAACUGCUUGAAACGGGAAGUUUUGACAGAAAUUAAUACACUUACUUGAUCAUCUUACACAUGGGCCACAUCAAAUGGUAAUCAACUUUGUUGAAUUCCCUACUAAUCGAUUUUUAAAAAAUAUGAAUCUGAAGUCAGAAAAUCUAAUAUAUUAAGAGUUUAAUGACGAUAAAAAUACACAAUUACCUACUAAUAUCUUUUUUUCCUAUCAAAUAUCUUUUUCGGUCUGAAUUGAAAAUUUUUGGCGAAUACGUGUUUAUACCGUUAGACACGCGAUAUGAUGUCUGAGAUGUACAAGUACUGCUAAGAAUAUAGUGUACGCAUAAUGCGAAUCGGAUUUAUUUCUUUCCUUAGUUAAGCAUCCGGAAAAUGAAAACCAAUCUACUUGUUGUUUGGAAAUUGUAUUUCAUCCGAAAUUUUUAUA